GGCGCCCAGCCCCGCGCCCACUGCCCAGGGAGAGCGAGCCCCCCGCCCCAGCCCGCAGGCCGAGCGAGCGGCGCCCGGGACAGGCCGGCGCGGGAGGCGGCCGCAGCGAUGCCGGGCCCGCUGGGGCUGCUCUGCUUCCUCGCCCUGGGGCUGCUCGGCUCGGCCGGGCCCAGCGGCGCGGCGCCUCCUCUGUGCGCGGCGCCCUGCAGCUGCGACGGCGACCGUCGGGUGGACUGCUCCGGGAAGGGGCUGACGGCCGUGCCGGAGGGGCUCAGCGCCUUCACCCAAGCGCUGGAUAUCAGUAUGAACAACAUUACCCAGUUACCAGAAGAUGCAUUUAAGAAUUUUCCUUUUCUAGAAGAGCUACAAUUGGCUGGCAACGACCUUUCUUUUAUCCACCCAAAGGCCUUGUCUGGGUUGAAAGAACUCAAAGUUCUAACCCUCCAGAAUAAUCAACUGAAAACUGUACCCAGUGAAGCCAUUCGGGGACUGAGUGCUUUGCAGUCUUUGCGUUUGGAUGCCAACCAUAUUACCUCCGUCCCCGAGGACAGUUUUGAAGGCCUUGUGCAGCUGCGGCAUCUGUGGCUGGAUGACAAUAGUCUGACCGAGGUGCCUGUGCGUCCCCUCAGUCACUUGCCGACCCUGCAGGCCCUGACCUUGGCUCUCAACAAAAUCUCCAGCAUCUCUGACUUUGCAUUUACCAACCUCUCAAGCCUGGUUGUACUGCAUCUUCAUAACAAUAAAAUUAAAAGUCUGAGUUCACACUGUUUUGAUGGACUGGAUAACCUGGAGACCUUGGACUUGAAUUACAAUAACUUGGGAGAAUUUCCUCAGGCUAUUAAAGCCCUUGCUAGCCUAAAAGAGCUUGGAUUUCAUAGUAAUUCUAUUUCUGUUAUCCCUGAUGGAGCAUUUGGUGGCAAUCCACUUUUAAGAACUAUACAUUUGUAUGAUAAUCCUCUGUCUUUUGUGGGGAACUCAGCAUUCUACAACUUAUCUGAUCUACAUUCUUUAAUCAUUCGUGGUGCAAGCAUGGUGCAGUCAUUUCCCAAUCUGACCGGAACUGUUCAUCUGGAGAGUCUGACCUUGACAGGUACAAAGAUAAGCAGCAUACCUGAUCAUUUAUGCCAAGAACAAAAGAUGCUGAGGACUCUGGACUUGUCUUACAACAAUAUAAGAGACCUUCCAAGUUUCAAUGGUUGCCAUGCUCUGGAAGAAAUUUCUUUGCAGCGUAAUCAGAUCUACCAAAUAAAAGAAGGUACUUUCCUAGGCCUGAGCUCCCUAAGGAUCCUAGAUCUGAGUAGAAACCUGAUCCAUGAAAUUCAUAUCCAAGCUUUUGCCAAGCUUGGUCCAAUAACUAAUCUAGAUGUAAGUUUCAAUGAAUUGACUUCAUUUCCUACGGAAGGCCUGAAUGGGUUAAAUCAGCUGAAACUGGUAGGCAACUUCAAGCUGAAGGAAGCUUUAGCUGCUAAAGACUUUGUUAAUCUCAGGUCUUUAUCGGUACCAUAUGCUUAUCAGUGCUGUGCAUUCUGGGGUUGUGACUCUUAUGCAAAUUUAAACACAGAUGAUAACAGCCUCCAAGACCACAGUGUGACAAAGGAGAAAGGUACUGCUGAUGCAACAAAUAUCACAAGCACUGCUGAAAACGAAGAACAUGGUCAAAUCAUUAUCCACUGUACACCCUCCACAGGUGCUUUUAAGCCCUGUGAAUAUUUACUGGGAAGCUGGAUGAUUCGUCUUACUGUGUGGUUCAUUUUCUUGGUUGCAUUGUUUUUCAACCUGCUUGUCAUUUUAACAACAUUUGCAUCUUGCACAUCACUGCCUUCCUCCAGAUUGUUUAUAGGCUUGAUAUCUGUGUCUAAUUUGUUCAUGGGAAUCUAUACUGGCAUCUUAACAUUUCUCGAUGCUGUGUCCUGGGGCAGAUUUGCUGAAUUUGGCAUAUGGUGGGAGACAGGCAGCGGCUGCAAAGUAGCGGGGUUUCUCGCAGUUUUCUCCUCAGAAAGUGCCAUAUUUUUAUUGGUGUUAGCAGCUGUUGAAAGAAGCUUAUCUGCAAAAGAAAUCCUGAAAAAUGGGAAGAGCAAUCAUCUCAAACAGUUCCAGGUGGCUGCCCUGUUUGCUUUCCUGGGUGCCAUAGUGGCAGGCUGUUUCCCCCUGUUCCAUCGAGGGGAGUAUUCAGCAUCACCCCUGUGCUUGCCAUUCCCCACGGGAGAAACACCAUCAUUGGGUUUUACAGUAACUUUAGUGCUGUUAAACUCACUCGCGUUUCUAUUAAUGGCCAUUAUUUACACUAAACUCUACUGCAACUUGGAAAAAGAGGACCUCUCAGAAAACUCCCAGUCAAGCAUGAUUAAGCAUGUUGCUUGGCUAAUCUUCACCAACUGCAUCUUUUUCUGCCCUGUUGCAUUUUUCUCAUUUGCACCACUGAUCACUGCCAUCUCUAUCAGCCCUGAAAUAAUGAAGUCUGUUACUCUGAUAUUUUUCCCAUUGCCUGCUUGUCUGAAUCCAGUCCUGUAUGUUUUCUUCAAUCCGAAGUUUAAAGAAGACUGGAAGUUACUGAAGCGACGUCUUACCAAAAGUGGAUCUGUUUCAGUUUCUAUCAGCAGCCAAGGUGGUUGUGUGGAACAGGACUUCUACUAUGACUGUGGCAUGUAUUCCCACUUGCAGGGGAACUUGACCGUGUGUGACUGCUGCGAAUCUUUUCUCUUGACGAAGCCACUUUCGUGCAAACACUUAAUAAAAUCACACAGCUGUCCUGCACUGGCAGUGGCUUCUUGCCAAAGACCAGAGGGUUACUGGUCUGACUGCGGCACGCAGUCGGCACACUCUGACUAUGCGGACGAAGAAGAUUCCUUUGUCUCAGACAGUUCUGACCAGGUGCAGGCCUGCGGACGUGCCUGCUUCUACCAGAGUCGAGGAUUCCCUUUGGUACGCUAUGCUUACAAUCUACCAAGAGUGAAAGACUGA
Ochotona princeps (American pika) is the source of this 2961-nucleotide messenger RNA. It is a transcript of the gene LGR4, whose product is annotated as leucine rich repeat containing G protein-coupled receptor 4. Gene Ontology annotation, cellular component: membrane. Gene Ontology annotation, biological process: G protein-coupled receptor signaling pathway. The transcript is spliced from 18 exons. Gene Ontology annotation, molecular function: protein-hormone receptor activity; protein binding; G protein-coupled receptor activity. Bases 109 to 2961 code for a protein of 950 amino acids. NCBI's taxonomy places the organism in Eukaryota, Metazoa, Chordata, Mammalia, Lagomorpha, Ochotonidae. The record is from RefSeq and is a predicted model, not a curated record.